Molecule: messenger RNA, 723 nt
Organism: Sporothrix brasiliensis 5110
Lineage: Eukaryota; Fungi; Ascomycota; Sordariomycetes; Ophiostomatales; Ophiostomataceae
Exons: 1
Coding region: 1-723 (240 amino acids)
Biological process (GO): proteasome regulatory particle assembly
Molecular function (GO): protein-macromolecule adaptor activity
Source: RefSeq, a predicted model, not a curated record
AUGUCUUCCGAAAUCCAGCCCAUCAGCCCUGGCCGUUUCGCCGAUGCCAUCAAGGACCUCUCGCUCGCCUCGCUGCACCUCAAGGUCCUCGAAAUCCGCAACGACGUGGCUCACCUCGACUACUCCAACGAACAGCUGCUGCCCUACGCCAAGGGAACCGUCGCUGCUCUGGGCGCCACCCCCAGCGAAAGCCCCGAGCCCGACCAGGACUGCAUUGACGCCAUCAAAGAAAACCUCGGCGUCAUCGAGCGCAAGCUCAACCAGCUGCGCCUCGUGCGCGCCGAGGUCGAGAACCGCGGUGUCAGCUGGACCGAGUUCCAGAGCAAAGAAGAGGCCGAGCAGGAGCAGGUUGAGUCGGACCAGCGUGCAGAACGGACAGGCUCGGCGCUGGCGGCGGCACGGCAGCCGACGGCUGCAACCAACGGACACACAGCCACGACGACCAACGGCCAUGCCAGCUCCAGCUCGACCGCGGCCACAACCACAACCACAGCCAGCAAUCCCUGGACGGAUGGCACCUUCCAGACGGGCACCAUUCGCAAUGGAGAGCUUCAGAUGGACUCUGUAGCUGGCCAGUCGUUUGUAUCACGCAACACUGGCGGCGGCAGCCUGACGGACGAGCAGCUCCAGCAGGCCCUCGAAGAGCGCCUUGGUCUGUCGUCACACAGUGGCGGUGCUGACGGAAACAUCGACGACGAUGAAGAGGGCGGCCUGCACUUGUGA